AUGGGAAGCUCCACCCUCUUCAAAAGCCUUCCAAAGUUUGGUCAUUUUGGGGCAGCAGUCAUUGCAUGGAGAUCACCCACUUCCAACACUUCCCUCCGUUUCGCUUCCAACCCCAAAUUUAUUCAUACAAAUCCACCACAAGAUGGGUCAGAAGCCAAAGAUGCCAUAAACCCAGAGGCAAAUGAAGGAAUGACAUCGGGUGAACAAAUGAUGCAGGACAAGGCUUACUCUACUGCAGAACACGUGAGUGAGAAGACAAGGGAUAUGGCAGGGAUGCUAAGUGCAAGAGCGCAAGAGGUAUCGGCAAAGGCAAAGCAGGCAAUGGAAGCAGCAAAGGACUCAGCCCAUAGGGCAAAGGACUCAGUGGUUGAGACUACCAAAGACUCCAAGCAAUUUGUCAAAGCCAACGCAAAGACCGUUGAGAAGUGCAUGAACACCAAGAACCGUUCUUAAUUUCCCUUUUUUUCCCUUCUAAUAAACCCAUAUAGACCUAUAUGGAAUUUUUUUCAAUCCAA
Molecule: messenger RNA, 515 nt
Organism: Cucurbita maxima (winter squash)
Lineage: Eukaryota; Viridiplantae; Streptophyta; Magnoliopsida; Cucurbitales; Cucurbitaceae
Exons: 3
Coding region: 1-453 (150 amino acids)
Source: RefSeq, a predicted model, not a curated record